Messenger RNA from Beauveria bassiana ARSEF 2860, 7512 nucleotides. Its product is annotated as polyketide synthase. The coding region runs from base 1 to 7512 and encodes 2503 amino acids. Gene Ontology annotation, molecular function: phosphopantetheine binding; oxidoreductase activity; fatty acid synthase activity. The record is from RefSeq and is a predicted model, not a curated record. NCBI's taxonomy places the organism in Eukaryota, Fungi, Ascomycota, Sordariomycetes, Hypocreales, Cordycipitaceae. Gene Ontology annotation, biological process: fatty acid biosynthetic process; secondary metabolite biosynthetic process. The transcript has 17 exons.
AUGGACGUUACGCACGAGUCCGAAAAAUCGAUUGCCAUUAUUGGAAUGGGCUUUCGCUUACCGGGUGGUAUUUCGACAGACGGCGAGUUCUGGGAUCUCCUCAUCAAUAAGAAGAACGGUAGAUGCAAGGUUCCGCUGACGAGAUACAAUGUUGACGGCUUUGGUGGCGGCAAAACGCAGACCCAGUCAGUAGCCACAGAGUAUGGCUACUUUCUCCAAAGCAAGCUUUCCAGCGUGGAUACAUCAUUCUUCUCCAUGAAGCACGCUGAAGUGAAUGUUUUGGAUCCUCAGUUGAGGUUGUUGCUAGAAGUUGCUUGGGAGUGCAUGGAGAGCGCUGGGCAGACUCACAAGCUUGUGGGAUCCAAUACUGGAGUCUUUGCAGGCGUGUUUGGAGAAGACUGGCACAACAUGCUGCAUCGAGAUGAUCUGAUGCCAAAUACGUACAGAGUGCUGAGUGCAGGGGAUUAUGGACUGUCCAACGUACUGUCCUACCAGUACGACUUCAGGGGCCCGAGCAUGACAAUUCGCACGGCCUGUUCGUCGUCUCUUUCGGGUCUUCAUAUUGCUUGUCAAUCACUCCGCAAUGGCGAUUGCUCAACAGCCAUGGUAGUAGGAUCCAGUCUCAUCAUGGAUCCAUCCAUGACCUUGGACAUGUCUGGACAAGGCGUGCUUGCUUCGGACGGUCGAUGCAAAACAUUUGACGCCGCUGCCGACGGAUUUGCGCGCGGAGAAGCCACCAAUGCCGUACUACUCAAGCCCUUGGAAGCUGCGAUGCGGGAUGGAGAUCCAAUUAGAGCAGUCAUUCGCUCUACAGCCAUCAACUCGGACGGCCAGACGCAACAUGUGGGCACUCCUAGUGCCGAGGCGCAGAUAUCCAUGAUAGAUAGAGCCUAUAAAUUGGCAGGCAUUGGCGACCGCUCAAUGACGCCGUUUGUCGAGUGCCAUGGAACGGGUACUAUGAAGGGUGAUCCCAUUGAAACGACGGCAGUGGGAAAGGCCUUUGGUAACCGUGGCACCUAUAUCGGUUCAGUCAAGCCAAAUCUGGGGCAUGGAGAGGGAGCAGCAGCCUUGACCAGCAUCAUCAAGUGUGUCCUAGCACUGGAGAACAAGGUAAUUCCACCAAAUAUCAACUUUGAAACGCCAAACCCAAAUAUUUUGUUUCAAAAGUAUAACCUUCAAGUACCGGUUGAUCCGAUUCCUUGGCCGGCAGACCGACGUGAGAGAAUCAGCGUCAGCGCUUUUGGAUUCGGCGGUGCCAAUGGUCAUGUUAUCCUGGACUCUGCUGCCUCGUUUGGAAUCGGUUAUUGCGCUACCAGUGAAGACGGUGGCAGUUCGGACGCUAAUAGUCUCAACGAGACCGUGGCCGACUCGGGAGACAGUUUGAAUGCUAGUCUGUCUACCGGCCCCUCGUCAAAAACCUCCGACUGCGACUCUGUUUCUCCAAAGGAGUUUCCACGCCUCAUUCUUCUCUCUGCGCGUAGUGAAAAGUCACUCAAGGAGCGAGUUUCCCUGUUCAAGGAUUACGUGCCGAGUUCGACGGCUUCAAUAGAUGACAUCGCCUACACUCUGGGAAUGCGGGUAGCACACCUAUCUCAUAGAGCGUUUGCCAUUUAUCACAACAGCAAGGCUACCGAGUCACCAGAGUUUAGCAUCGCAAAAAAGGCCAUUUCUUCAAAAGACCAAGACAAAAAGAUUGCGUAUGUCUUUACCGGGCAGGGCGCGCAGUGGUUUGGUAUGGGUAAGGAACUUGUCCGCUCUUCUGCCUCUUUCCUCGAGGACAUCAAGAAUAUGGAUAGAGUUUUACAAGAACUUGCUACGGUACCAGACUGGACAUUGGAAGAUCUUUUGUAUAGUGAGGACAACGGCGCGGACAAAGAGUAUUUUGACAGUGCUGAAUUUGCACAACCUCUUUGUACUGCCAUCCAAAUAGGCUUGGUGAACCUCCUAUCCAACUGCGGCAUCAAGCCGAGCGCCGUUGUCGGUCAUUCUAGCGGCGAAAUCGCUGCCGCCUACGCAGCAGGGGGAAUAACUUACUCCGAGGCUAUUCUAUGCGCCUACUUUAGAGGACUUGCGACCACGAAGCUCAAAAUUCCCGGGAGUAUGGCUUCCAUUGGUCUGGGACGGGAUCGUGUUGCAUCUCAUCUCGUAGACGGUGUGCAAAUUGCCUGUGAGAACAGCCCUGACAAUGUGACCAUCUCGGGCGAUCCUGGAGCUGUAAGCACAACUAUGCAGGCUAUAGAGACGGCAAACAAGGAAACUUUUAUGCGCAAACUGAAAGUCCAUGUUGCGUAUCAUUCCUUUCUUAUGCGCACAAUUGCUGCUGAAUACGAGCAGAUGCUGAAACCACACCUCGCAGGCUGCAAGGACGGGAAGGACUGGAAGUGUCCAUUUUACUCAUCUGUGCAUGGAAAACUUGUUGACUCGCCAAUUGAGCUUGGACCAUUGUAUUGGAAAAGCAACUUGUCUUGUCCCGUCCUCUUCUAUUCUGCUACACGGCAGCUCCUGAGUGAACUUCCUGAAGUGAGCACAUUAUUGGAAAUCGGACCGCAUCCUGCUCUCCAGGGUCCAGUGCGUCAAAUUUUGGAAUCGGAAUCUCGUUCUUCCAUGACAUACCUUGGCACACUUGCAAGAGGUAAGCCGGCAGAUGAUGCAAUUCUGACCACCCUGGGCCAGCUUCACACAAUUGGUCAUGAUAUCGAUUUUUCAUUUAUUCUUCCUGCGGGAACUGUGGUGACGGAUCUGCCACGCUAUUCUUGGGAUCGCAAAGAUGACUUGUGGAAAGAGAGUCGCCUUUCCAAGGGAUGGAGAAUGCGCCAGUUCCCGCACCACGAGCUGCUCGGCACGCGAUGCGCGGCGCCAUCGGGGUUUGAUGCCACGUGGAGGAAUGUCUUUCAUGUAUAUGAUAUUUCUUGGCUCAAGGAUCAUAUGCUAGGGACAGACGUUGUGUUCCCGGUGGCAGGUUAUGUUGCCAUGAUGGGUGAAGCAAUACGACAAUUGCUUGGCUCGGAAGCAUACGUUUUGGAAAAUCUCAUUGCCAAAGCAGCCUUGAUGGUGCCGGAUGCCGAUGCUGUGGAAGUCAUGACAACCAUGCGGCCGUUUAGACUUUCUGGGCUCACCAAUUCAUCCACUUUGUAUGAAUUCUCCAUUUGCUCCUUUAUGGCUGAUACCUGGGUUGAGCACUGCACAGCCCUUGGCAAGGCAACAAAGUACAGCGAGGAUGCCAACCACGUGCGAAACAAGAUUGUGCCCUUGCAGAGGCAUUUGCAUGAAAAUUACUUUUAUGACCGGCUCAACUACAUUGGUUUCUCCUACGGCCCGCGUUUUAGGGCACUCCGCAAUUUUACGACAGCGACCCAUGAACAACAUGCGGUUGCUACUAUAACAGACACGACGGACAAGGAAGAAGCGAUUUACACUCUGCACCCAAUCACCAUUGAUUGCGCCAUUCAACUGAUUGGCUUGGCGGCCUGCAGAGGAAUCGGACGAAAGAUUGAUACUCUCGCUGUACCCGUGCAACUGAACCACAUUACAGUGCGCCCUGGUCAACGGGAGCUUCUCCUCGAUGCCAUGUCAGAUACAGCAGGCAGUGGAACUGGAAAGGCAUUUGCUAUAUCCAAAGACACGGGAAAGACAGUCUUGGAGCUGCUUGGCGGACGGGUUCUACCGUUCCACAGUGGACAUUUACAGAACAAGGAAAAUAUGCACGCGGCGCGGAUAGAGUGGCUUCCAGAUCUGGAUUUCUACGACAACAUCGAUUUUGUCAGAACGAAUGGCAACGGCAGGAUGAGUCGUAGACUUCUCCAUCGUGCCACCGCAAUCAUCGUUGAUCGAAUGCUCCACGAGCUGGAAUCGCUCGGCAUUGACGCUGCAGAAACGCCAGGAACUCUCCCCAAGUACAUCCAUUGGUUGAAGAAUGAGAGGAGCACGUACAUGCAAGACGAAGAACUCAGAAACUUGACUUCCAAAACAUGCCAAGAAAAGUUGCAAAUUCUCGAUUCCCUGUUCAAGGAACUCGCAGGCGAUGAUGAAACCAAACAAGCCGUGACAAACAUGUAUCGCAGGCUCGCCGACAGCGAGAAUAUCAGAGCAAUCUUCACAAGCAAGGUAUCUGCCUUGGAAGUAUGCCUGCAAGACAAGGGCUUGGAGAGCUUGUAUAAUUAUUCCCAGAGCUUGGUUUCACCAAAUGAUUACCUUGCAUUGCUCGCUCAUUCCAAGCCAACCAUGUCUGUCCUAGAGAUUGGCGCGGGUUCAGGAGCAGCUACAGAAGUCGUGUUGCGGGGUCUGAUGGCGGAAGAUGGAACGCGACAAUACUCUCAAUACAUCUUUUCUGACGUCUCGAGUGGCUAUUUUGUCAAGGCCAAAGAGCGAUUUGCUGAGUGGGAUGCUAUUCAGUACAAGGUGCUUGAUAUUGGAAGUGAGCCAUCUUCGCAGGGCUUCGAGUUGCGGUCGUUUGAUCUGAUUAUUGCGUCCAAUGUAUUGCAUGCGACACCUUCUCUCCAAAGAUCCCUGAUCCACGUUCGAUCACUGUUGAAACCUCGAGGGAGAUUUAUUCUUCAGGAACUAGUAACCCCCGUCACUUGGCGAAACAUACCCCUUCUCACGGGUCUUCUACCGGGUUGGUGGGAUGACAAGGAAGACACAAGGGAGGAGGGACCGCUGGUAUCUGUUGAAAGAUGGCAUACAGAGCUCCUGGCCGCCGGAUUCAGUGGCACAGAUGUUGUCAAGCUCGACGAUGACGCCCCGUACACCCUCGCCGCUCACAUGGCAAGCACUGCUGUUGCCGAGACCAAAAGCCCGCAGGAAUUGACGUUUCUCUACAGGCAAUUCAGGCAUGAUUUUGCUCGUCAACUGGCAGACAAGAUGGAGUUGAUGGGACAUGAGGUGCACUGGGUGCAAUUGGAUUCCCAAGAAGAGAAUGGGACAUUGCUGGGGUUGAGCGGCGGUCGUGACAUUAUUUCUACCAUGGAGCUAGAAGGACCCUUUGUUGACAACAUCUCUGAAACAGACUACCAACAUUUCAUUCGACUCAUUUCCCAACACGGCCGCGGAAUACUCUGGCUGACUCGACCGGCGCAGUUUGGCUGCACUGAUCCUGGCUAUGGCGCCAGUACAGGGUUGCUGCGAUGCGUCCGCGUGGAAGUCGGAAUAGAGUGCUGGAUAACUGAGACGGAAGCUUUGGAUGGCACAUCGUUGGAUUCGGUUUCGAGACUGGCCCGCAAGUUUUGCCAACGCACGCCGAUGGAUCGCAGUCUGGAUUCCGAAUAUGCCAUCCGUCAGAAUGGUAUUGUGUACGUGCCUCGCUUCCGCUGGCUAUCGACACAGACAGAGCUUCAACUGCUGUCUGGGCAUGAAUAUCCCAAGCAGCUAGUCAUUGGGCAACAUGGAUCCGUCGACUCGCUUCACUGGGUGUCACACCAACGGACAAAGGAACUUGCACCCGACCAAGUCCAAGUUGACAUUUGUUUCGCCGGGUUGAACUUCAAGGAUCUUCUUACAACCUUGGGCAUUGUUCCUGGCGAAAAGGAUGCUCUCGGUCUCGAAUGUAGUGGCAUCAUUGUUGCCAAGGGAUCAGCCGUCCAUGCUUUGAAUGUUGGAGACCAUGUUUGCACCAUUGGCUCAGGUUUGAUCAGAACACGCCAAGCCGCUACAUUGCCCGUGGUAUAUGCGACAGCGAUGCACGCGAUUGUGAACCUGGGCCGCCUCAAAAAGGGACAGUCUAUCUUGAUCCAUUCCGCAGCUGGCGGCGUUGGUCAAGCCGCCAUCAAUAUCUGUAAAGCAAUCGGUGCCACAAUCUACGUUACUGCUGGAACAGAGGAAAAAGUCGAAUUUCUCAUGGCAGAGCAUGGAAUUCCCGGCCAACACAUUUUUGAUUCGAGAAACGACUCUUUCUUCAAUCAUGUCAUGGAUAGGACUGGUGGUAGAGGCGUUGACCUUGUACUAAACUCCUUGGCGGGUGAUCUUCUUCAGGCAUCGUGGCGGUGUGUGGCCAAGUCGGGCCAAAUGCUGGACAUUGGAAAACGAGAUAUGCUGGAGCACGGAAGACUUGCAAUGGACAUGUUCCAAGGCAACCGAACUUAUCGUGGUAUUGAUCUGUCUGCCAUGGACGAGGAUGAAAUUAUCGAAUUGAUGGAGAAAUGCUCUAGCCCAGAAUUCAAGGAAUCUUUCCAACCCAUCCGGCCCAUUCGCACAUUUGGUCCCCAGCAGAUUUCUGAAGCACUCAAGUACAUGCAAAAGGGCCAUCAUAUGGGCAAGCUCGUUGUAGCCCUUCCAGAAGACGCGUCACAAAUACCAGCCGUAACCUCUGAGACGUCAAUAUUAUUCUCCGACGAGGCGACCUAUCUUGUGAUUGGAGGUCUCGGAGGUCUUGGCAAAGAAGUGGCCCGUUGGAUGGUCGAAAAAGGCGCUAGAAGCCUUUGCUUUUUGUCGCCAUCUGCCGCCAGCGACAAACAUGCGACAUUCAUCCAAGAACUACAGUCUCAAGGAUGUAGAAUUACGGCCAUAGCGGGGGAUGCCUCCAAAAUGGACGACGUUGAGAGGGCUAUUGCCGAGUCGCCAACCCUCAUCGGGGGUGUGCUGCAGCUUUCCAUGGUGCUCAAGGACCGUCCCCUGCUUGAAAUGUCAUAUCAAGAUUGGCAAGCUGUACAAGAGCCCAAGGUCAAGGGAACCUGGAACCUUCACAAUGCUCUUCUUACCAACAACACCAAGCUUGAUUUCUUUAUUCUGAUGGGGUCCGUUGCCGGCCUCGUUGGACAGCCCGGUCAGGGGAACUAUGCCUCUGCAAACUCAUUCCUCGACUCUUUUUGCCACUAUCGUCAACAACUAGGGCUCCCUUGCUCCGUCAUUGACCUCGGAGGAAUGCAAGGCAUCGGCUUCCUUGCUGGUAACGCCAACAAAAUGAGCCAGUUCAAAUCGGCAGGCAUGUUUCUUCUUCAUGAACACCACCUGAUGGAGGCCAUCGAAAUCGGGUUGCACAGGUCUACGCCAACGAAACCGACAAUUCUUCCAGGCGUGGGUGGGUUUACCUGGACGCCUCAGCUCGCCGUUGGCCUUGGAUCCCUCCGAUCAUCCUCUGAACCUCUAAACAUGCGCUUAUUCAUGGGUGAUGUAAGAUUCAGUAAAUAUGUCAGUCUUGCAGCUGAAGCGGAACAAAAGGAACGGAAAAGAGACGAGAAGCUUCGCGAAUUACUUCAGCAAAUUGAGCAUGACCCAUCCGUGCUGUACGCUGAUGACAUCGUGGAACGAGCAUCUUUGGAGAUUGGCAGCACUCUAUUUGAAUAUUUGUCGUUGCCUGAGGAUGAAAUGAAUAUCCACGCAACCCUUGAAUCUAUCGGCGUGGAUUCACUGGUCAGCAUCGAGAUUCGUAACUGGUGGCGGAGGACACUGGGACUGGAAACAACAGCAGUGGAGAUUAUGAAGGCGGGCACCAUUGAGGGAUUAGGCAAAUUGGCAGUUUCAAGUCUGAAGAAGAAGUAUGGCAUGGGAGAAGAUGACUGCACGGUUCAGUCCAAGUAA